AAAGUAAAUAUUCCGAUUUUCUACUGUGCUCUCACGCUAUUGAUUCGUGGUGUAUAAGCAAUACAUUUUUGAGGCUUCACUACCCCUCUUGAGGGAGUUCACGUUGAAUAUACUCUAUCCCCUACCCUAUCUACAUCGUACAGGUGUAAAGAAAAAAGGAGGAAAAGAGAAAAGAAAUAGCAGAGUUGCGGAGUCGCUGUGGUACCCACACGAACUUCUCAACCUGGUAGUGAUUCAAUUACCAUUAGCCUAUCCUUCAUUCAGUCUACUGCCUGCUUCGUUUAUUCUGUGUUUAAUUAAUUAAACAACGGAAGCCAAGUAUUGCAAUGGAUUUAAAGGAAGAAGACGAAAGUGCGAACGAAAAUAAUAGACAACUGUUUUUGGUGGGUGCACCGCGUGAUCCUCUAGUAUCCACCGGAGCGAUCGUCGCUUCCACUGGAGCACCAGACGAGAUCAACCCUGGAGGAGAUCUACAGUCGACUGCUCUAGCUGGUCUGAUAGGCACUCAAUCUUCCUCAGUUUGCUUUCCUACAAAAUUCUCAUACGACUUUUCACCAAGUCCGGGAAACGAAGACAGACAAUCAACUGGAGUUGGUAAAAGGAAGCAGCGUAGAUAUCGUACCACAUUUACAAAUUUCCAAUUGGAAGAACUAGAAAGGGCAUUUCAGAAAACACAUUAUCCUGAUGUAUUUUUUAGAGAAGAACUAGCUCUACGUAUCCAAUUGACCGAAGCCAGGGUACAGGUAUGGUUUCAAAACAGAAGAGCAAAGUGGCGGAAACAAGAGAAACAAUGUAAAGUAACCACUCACUUGACUUCGCAUUUGCCACCUUCUGAAUGUCAAGAAGUGCAACAACAGCAACAACAGCAGCAACAAUCAGAUCAUUUAUUACUGGAACCACCAUUGGGUAGCCCACCACCAAUAUAUCUUGGCAUGGAAUGGGCAGGAUUUUCACCAUACAGUAACACAGCCACUGCAUCACCUCUUGUGGUUAAUAGUAUGAAUAAGCCACUAGAAUCGGAGACAGAUGACAAUCCUUUGCUGGAUCCAGAACUGUUGCAACUAAAAACUCCACGUUCCUAAUAGUACCAACCCAGACCUAUGCUGUAGUGUAACUUAUUAAUAACAUUCCACAUAUUAUGUUAUAUUUUUAAAGAGCAAAGUGUCUGAUACAAAGAAUUCUUUGCAAUGUCACUUAAAUCUCACCAUGUAUCGUGCAAUAUAUGGCCAUCAAAAGUGUUGUAUAUGCUAUUACCAGUUUUAACUGGUAAACUAUAAUUUAAAGAUGAGGGACCAGAGACUUACUAUAAGCAGCAAGAUAAAAAUUAGAAUUCAAAUAUGUCUGGAGUAUUGUUAUACAUAGAUUUUAUAAAAAUAUAUAGAUUUAUUCUUCAUACAGAUUCAAUGAAUCUCAAAAUGAGUAGUGAUAAUUGUAUUUAUCAGAUUAAAAUCAAAAAUUAAAUUUUGACCCUUGGGAAACUAAUGAAACUGUCCCAGCAUAAAAUAGUAACAUCAUCUUUAUUCCGUGCACAUAUAUUACAAGUCAUUGAAUCAACUAAGUUAUUAAUCGGUUGAUUUAGGAGCAAGUAAGCAAUUCAGGAUGCUUUCUUUGAUCUUUCAAAUGUGAGAUUCAAUUAUCAUUGAUAAGAGCAUUGUUUCUGUCUACCAAGAUGUAUUCGGUCAUGUGAAAUUUUGAAUAAUUAAUCGUCUUGUUAAAAUAUUAACAAAAACUAAUCUAUUAUGAACGAUCCCAAAGCAUCCUGAA
Messenger RNA from Eufriesea mexicana, 1764 nucleotides. Its product is annotated as homeobox protein ARX. Gene Ontology annotation, molecular function: RNA polymerase II transcription regulatory region sequence-specific DNA binding; DNA-binding transcription factor activity, RNA polymerase II-specific. The record is from RefSeq and is a predicted model, not a curated record. Gene Ontology annotation, biological process: regulation of transcription by RNA polymerase II. The transcript is spliced from 3 exons. Lineage: Eukaryota; Metazoa; Arthropoda; Insecta; Hymenoptera; Apidae. Bases 327 to 1082 code for a protein of 251 amino acids.